AUGCCACGAAUUCGCAGAGGGGCAAGUAAUUUUGGAAGACGUACUCGGCAAGCUCGAGCGAUCUAUGAACGAAGAUUGAAUAGGACCCAUGAACAACAUAUGAUGGACAAUAUGAAUUUGAGAGAGCAAGUAGCAAAUACACGUGCCAAUGAAAGUUUAGAGAGACGUACUCAACGACUGACAGAUAUGGCAUUAAGAAAUCGAGAGGUGCAAGGAAGUGCGACCGCCGCCAUUAGAGAAAAUAAUCAACGACGAGUUAAUAAUCACAGAGCACUGGUACGUGCAUCACUUUCGCGCCUGGCGUUUAAUUAUGAUCCUGAAAUUGAUUAUUCAUCACACUCUUUAAUUACCAUUGGUAAUAUGGACAAAGUAUGUAAACAUUGCCAUGCUCUAAAAUUCAAAGGAGAAUCAGCAGGUUUAUGUUGCGCAUCAGGGAAAAUUAUAUUGACAAAAUUAACAACACCACCGGAACCUUUAAAAACUCUACUAGAUGGAACAACGUCUCAAUCAAAAAUAUUACUGAAAAAAAUUCGCAAAUUCAAUUCAUGUUUUCAGAUGACGUCUUUUGGUGCUACGAAAGAAUUUGAAAAUGAAGAUGGUCGAAAUUUCGAAUCAACAUUUAAGAUACAAGGUCAAGUUUACCACCAAAUCGGUUCAUUGUUUCCCAUGCCUGAUGUGAAUCCGAAAUUCUUACAGAUUUAUUUUAUGGGCGAUGAUGAACGACAAACAAACAUGCGAUGCGAAUUUAAUCACAUACAGCUUAUGAAGGAAAGAGAUAUUGUAAACUCUUUGGAAAUAUUUUUUAAAAACCAUAACCAGUUGUUGCAUUUGUUUAAGACUCUUUCAAGUAGACUAGAAAACGAUGAUUACGCUAUUAUUAUUAGAGCAGACAAAGUGCCGGUUGGAGAACAUGCUGGCGCAUAUAAUGUUCCAACAGUCAAUGAAGUCGCGGUCGUAAUAGCUGGUGAUCUAUGUGAGGGGCGUGAUAUACGUAUACAACGGAGAGAUAAUACCAUGCAGAUAAUACAGGACAGUCAUCGUUCUUAUGAUGCUUUGCAGUAUCCAUUGAUAUUUUGGAAAGGUGAAGAUGGGUACCAUUUGAAUAUUAAACAAAGGGAUCCAAAUACAGGUGCAGAACUUGCCAAAAAAGUAAGUGCCAUGGACUUUUACUGCUACCGAUUAAUGAUUCGAGCUAAUGAAGAAAAUAACAUUCUUAAAUGCAGACAGCUAUUCCAUCAGUUCGUGGUCGACAUGUACGUGAAAAUUGAGAGUGAGAGAUUGAGAUUCAUAAAGUUUAAUCAAGCCAAACUCCGCGCUGAGGAAUACAUACAUUUGCGUGAUGCAGUACUUGGUAAUGUAGAUGCAAUAAAUGAUAUUAGUCAUAUUGGUACUGCAUAUAUUCUUCCAUCUUCUUAUAUUGGAAGUCCGCGACAUAUGCAGGAGUACAUUCAAGAUGCUAUGGCUUAUGUUCGUGCAUAUGGCAGACCUGAUCUGUUCAUUACCUUUACGUGCAACCCCAAAUGGGAUGAAAUAAAAAAAUUGCUGAUGCCGGGACAAACAACGAUGGAUAGGCAUGAUAUAACUGCACGAGUUUUUAAACAGAAGUUGAAAUCAUUGAUGAAUUUGAUAACGCAUCAUUCUGUUUUUGGUGAAACACGCUGUUGGUUAUACUCAGUAGAAUGGCAGAAAAGAGGUUUACCCCAUGCACAUAUUUUGUUGUGGUUAAUUGAUAAGGUACGUUCUGUAGAGAUUGACAAUAUUAUCUCAGCAGAAAUUCCUGAUAAAAAUGUUGAUGAGGAAUUGUUCGAUAUUAUAACUACUAACAUGAUACAUGGUCCAUGCGGUACUCUCACCAUUAUGUCACCAUGCAUGGUGAAUGGAAAAUGUACAAAACAUUUUCCAAAAUCAUUUCAAAACGAUACUAUCACCGACAUUGAUGGUUACCCCGCUUAUCGGCGACGUGACGUUGACAAUGGUGGACAAUGUUUUGAAUUGCGACUGUCGAAUGGCGGGGUAAUAGAUGUUGAUAAUCGAUGGGUAGUUCCUUAUUCGCCUUUGCUAUGCAAAACCUAUAAAGCACAUAUAAAUGUCGAACUAUGCAGCUCGGUGAAGUCAAUAAAAUACAUAUGCAAAUAUGUUCAUAAAGGGAGCGACAAAGCGAUAUUUGCAAUUAAAAGUAUUAAUGAGAAUGAUGAAAUAACCCGAUAUCAAAUGGGUAGAUACGUCAGUAGCAAUGAAGCUAUUUGGCGUAUUUUUGGUUUUCCCAUACACGAAAGGAAUCCAUCUGUGGUACAUUUGGCUGUGCAUUUGGAGAACGGUCAGCGGGUAUACUUCACAGAAAACAAUAUAUUACAACAAGCUUUGACUGCUCCGAAGACCACUCUAACUGCAUUUUUUAAACUUUAUUGGGUACCUAGAAAACGAGGUAUUCCUGUUUCAGGAUUCGAAGGCAUAUAUAUGACAAACAAUUUGGGUAUAUUGUAUACUGUUCAUCCUAAGCAACGAGAAUGCUUUUAUUUACGUUUGUUGUUGAUUAAUGUUAUAGGACCAAGAUCAUUCCAAAAUUUGAGGACAGUCAAUGGAAUUUUAUAUGAAACUUUUUAUGAUGCGUGCCGUGAGUUGCACUUAUUGGAGAAUGAUAAUCAAUGGGACAUGACUCUUGCAGAUGCAGCACUGAUUUCAUCUGCACAUCAAAUUCGACAAUUAUUUGCAAUAAUAUUAACAACAUGUUUUCCAUCAGAUGCAUCUUCACUAUGGAAUACACAUAAAGACCCAAUGAGUGAGGAUAUUUUGCAUCGGUAUAAAAUUAAUAAUCAAGAUAAUAAUCAUGAAUUUUCUGAGCAAAUAUAUAACGAAGCCUUAAUAAUGAUUGAAGAUAUUUGUAUCCAAAUUACGAACAUGUCGUUAAUUCAAUUUGGCAUAUCAGCACCGAGCCGAGCAGCAGUAGAUAUCAUGAACAGCGAUGUUCAACGUGAACACCAGUUUGAUAAUACUGCUUUAGCUACUUUUGUUGCUAAUAAUGAAAUAUUGCUUACUGCCGAGCAACAAAGUGUAUAUGAUCAAAUCAAUACGUCAAUUGAGGCACAGCAGGGCGGAUUCUUUUUUUUGGACGCACCCGGAGGCACUGGCAAAACAUUUAUUAUUUCACUGAUUCUUGCGCGUGUGCGGUCACAAAAUAAUAUUGCGUUGGCAAUAGCUUCAUCAGGAAUUGCAGCGACAUUACUUGAAGGAGGACGAACUGCGCAUUCGGCAUUCAAGUUACCUUUAAAUGUUCAUGUUAAUCCAGAAGCAAUGUGCAACAUAAAGAAGAAAUCAGGAAUGGCGAAAGUUUUGCGAAAAUGUAAAAUAAUCAUCUGGGAUGAAUGUACUAUGGCGCACAAGCAUUCGCUUGAAGCUCUUGAUAGGUCACUGAAAGAUAUCAAAAAUAAUAAUUGUCUUUUUGGCGGCUGCCUAUUGCUACUGUCUGGCGAUUUCAGACAGACAUUGCCCAUCAUUCCACGAGCGACGCAUGCUGAUGAAAUAAAUGCCUGCUUAAAAAAGUCUUAUCUAUGGCGCCACGUGAAGAAAUUAUAUCUCAGUGUUAACAUUCGUGUUCAAUGUCUAAAUGAUGCACUGGGGUCAAAAUUUGCACAACAAUUAUUGGAUAUUGGUAAUGGCAGAAUUAAUUUUUAUGAAAAUACAGAGUACAUUCAAUUCCCUGAUAAUUUUUGUAAUAUGGUUGAUAGCAAAGCCAAACUUAUAGAAAAUAUUUUUCCAAAUUUAAAGGAUAAUCAUAAAGAUCAUAAGUGGCUACAAGAACGAGCAAUUUUAGCAGCAACGAAUUUGGAUGUAGACGAAAUGAAUUUAAAAAUACAACAGAUACUGCCAGGAUAUGAAUUCACAUUUAAAUCAGUUGAUACUGUUAUUGAUCCUGAUGAAAUCGUCAAUUAUCCAGUCGAAUUUUUAAAUUCUCUUGAUUUACCAGGAAUGCCGCCGCACAAAUUACUAUUGAAAGUUGGUUCUCCAAUUAUAUUAUUAAGAAAUUUAAAUGCCCCAAAAUUAUGCAAUGGCACAAGAUUAGCAAUAACAAAAAUUAUGGGAAACAUUAUAGAGGCAAUUAUUCUGGGUGGAAAAUUCAAAGAUGAUGUUGUUCUUUUGCCUAGAAUACCACUAAUUCCUUCGGAUUCAGUAAUACCUUUCAAAAGACUGCAGUUUCCUAUACGAUUGGCAUAUGCUAUGACCAUAAACAAGUCACAAGGGCAGACAAUGAACUUUUGUGGUAUAAAUUUAGAAAAUCCGUGCUUUAAUCACGGACAACUAUAUGUUGCUUGCUCAAGAGUCAGAAACCCAAAAUACACCAAAUAA
Ctenocephalides felis (cat flea) is the source of this 4344-nucleotide messenger RNA. RefSeq lists its product as uncharacterized. The coding region runs from base 1 to 4344 and encodes 1447 amino acids. Lineage: Eukaryota; Metazoa; Arthropoda; Insecta; Siphonaptera; Pulicidae. The transcript is spliced from 3 exons. The record is from RefSeq and is a predicted model, not a curated record. Gene Ontology annotation, biological process: DNA repair; telomere maintenance. Gene Ontology annotation, molecular function: DNA helicase activity.